Molecule: messenger RNA, 855 nt
Organism: Symbiodinium sp. CCMP2456
Lineage: Eukaryota; Dinophyceae; Suessiales; Symbiodiniaceae
Source: the annotation of a GenBank genome assembly
GGCGCCCCUGCUUGGCUACACCGGAUACCUGUUGCCAGAUGAGGCCACUCUCGACCCGCAUGUCUUCGCAAACUUCAUGCAAAAGCACCAGUGCAGCCGCGCGCUGACUACACCGUCGCUUCUGGUCACGCUUAUGGACUCUCUGUCCCAAAACUUCGCGACGAAGCUCAGCAGCAUGCGCACCUGGAUGAUGUGUGGCGAGGUCCUUCCGAUGAAAGUGGCGAACCGCUUCCGCGAGACGCUACCCAGGUGCAAGCUGAUCAAUGACUACUCCACGUGGGAGAGUGGAGACAUCGGCUAUGCACUCGUGGCACCAGCGGGGAGGUACGAGCCCAGCCAGGUUUUCGCUGUUGGAUGCCAGGACCUUGCCUGUGGCGUGAGCGCUUGCAUCAUCGAUCCUGAGACGAAGAAGACUAUGCCUCGGGGGUUGGUCGGGGAGCUCUACGUCGGAGGGCCGGUGCUGUCCUUCGGCUACCAGGGUCAGAUCGAGGCUACAGCGGCCAAGUUCUCUGAGGGUGCGAAUGGAGACAUGGUGGCCCUAAGCCAAGGCAAGUGGAGAUGGUACAAGACAGGCGACGCAGCGCGCUUCGUUGGGGAUCCACCGGUGCUGGAAAUCCGGGGAAGGAUUGACAGCACUGUGAAGAUUCGUGGGUUCAAGGUUGGUAUCCCCGUAGUGGAGGCAGCCAUUGCCCAGGUGCCGGGUGUAGCACUUUGUGCCGUGGUGCCCGUUUACGAGACGCCGACUGCUGUUGACAGCCUCCUUUGCUUCGUGAAGGCCGAGGAGGGUAUGGUAUACGAUGAGCUGGUGCAGAAGAUCAAGAGGGAGGCUGUGAAAGAGCUGCCGCGCUGGAUGAU